AAAGAUCCGCGAUCGUGUGAAGUUUGGCGGUGUUGCUAGUGUCCGAUCACGUCGGCAUAGCUCGAGGGCGUUUACGCGCGCUUCGUUCCCGCUGCUUGCUUACAAGGCGCGUAAUCAUCCACCUGAGAGCCUGUACCUGCUUGCACGAACGCGGGCAGGACAAUGAACGUCUACGUUCUUCUGAGCCUGGCCAUUGUGUUCUUGACAACAUUCGUCGAGAACGCUCUUGCCACAACAUGCACCAGAGAAGUUUUCGACAUAACCCAGUACUUCACUUGCCCGGGACCUGUGGACAGACCAACAGAGCGAUAUUGUUGUGGCACCAAGAAGUUCCGAUACUGCUGUGAUCUAAACAACUACUCAGAUGCCAUUUACAAGCACGGCUACAAAAACAAAGACCGAAACAAGUUAUUUAACGAUGUUCAUUCCCCCAAACGGAUUAUCAGCAAGUCUGUGGGAGUAAUCAUCGGCGUGAUCAUAGUGAUCAUCAUAGCCGUAGUGGUGGUUGUCAUUGUUUCCUGCUUCUGCUGUAGCUGCUGUCUCCUGGCCAGGCGGAGACAGCAAAGGGGCCGAGUCCUUGGAGGCGGCCAGACAGGAGGUGCAGCAGCCACAGCAGCACAGCCCAUGGUGCCUCCAACGGUGACGCCGUACGCUCAGCAGCCGUACCCUCAACAGCCAUACCCUCAGCAGCCGCCAGCCAGCUACCCAGUGCAGCCGGCACCGAUGGUACCUGCCAUGCCUGCUCCUGGGUUUGGCUAUUACGCGUCACCAUAUGGAAAUCCACCACCGUACACGGACACUGUGAUGCCCGUGCAGCAGCCGCCGCCCAUGCAGCAACCUCCGUUCAACCCUAGCUACCCAGCAAAGUGAAGGAGGAGAGUGCAUGCGUGCGGUGUGAAGUGUGACAUCCUGAACCAUGGACUGGCGUCAAGGUUGGUUCUGGGGCAGGUGGCCAGCAUUAGUAGUGAUGACAUUCAGGCUAUGUUUGACACUGUUGUAGGUUUGUCACGUGGUCUUGAUUUACAAAGGAGUGUGCGGGCACAUGAUUUGUCUUUCCUUGUAAUGUAUGCCGAGUAUUGGACUGUAUCCGAACAAGUAGUGGCAGGAGUCACACAGGAGCUGCCAUACUUUGUAGCUACACCCUGACACACACAGUGAUGCACGGGGAGAACCAUUGCGGAAAUCAUGGAAGCAGUUAUUGCACUUAAUGUCCAUUAUUGGGAUGUUGGGUGAACUCGGUCGUCAGUUCAUAUUGCUGUGAAUGUGUAUGCAUUGGCUGUUAAAUGUUCAUGGAAACAAUACUCUGGGAAGCCCUUGUCGUGGAAUUUGUGGCAUUGAGAGCACAGUACCUUCCACAGAAUUGUUGUACAACCAUUUACGUAUCAUGGUGCCAGAUAUCUCCAAUGGUGACACUAUGGACAUGAUAAAAUGUCUACAGACAGUGCAGCAAAUGCACGUCGAGAUGCGUAACAGACUGCAGUACUGUAUAUUGUGCACAUGCUGCGUGCAAUCUGUCACUGUCCUUAAUUUUAGUAGUCUAGCUGUCGGACGUAUACACACGUGGAGACUGUUGGAACUUUUUGGUAUUGAAGGUCAGAACCUCACUCAUUUUUACUUUUAAGACAUUUUGUGAUGUUUUUAGUGAAGGUUUCUCUAUUCUAGUGGCAUUAUGGAGCUCACUUUGUCAUCUUCUUUACAGUGCAAUCAAAUGCUCGGGGAGAAUUCUGUGUGCUGCAAUUUGCCAUGUUUCAGCACAUACUUACUUAAAUCUACCUAAUUUUGCUUUGUCACAGUCAAUUUGUUACUGCCUCUUAAGGUUUCCUCGAUGCAUAGUUUUGAAUAUAGCAGUGAAGAGCGAGCAAGAAAAGUAGAUUAAAUAGCAAAUGGCACUUGCAAGCUCUUAUAAACUUGGCAAAACAAAGAGAUGCAGUAGAUGGAUACUUGUGAAAACAAAGGUGAAGCGGGGUUGGACUUUCAGCAUGGUGCCAGUGUUUUUACAAGUGGAGAUCUUUCUGUCGCAGUCAUUCAAGAGAAGUAUGCUUGCCGAAACAUUGGCACUGGGCUGAGUGUGCACCCAUGCUCGUUAAGUCCAAGUACAGGCCUUGUCCUCCCCCUGUGGUCUGAAAAAAAUGAGUUUACAUCACAUCAGUCGAAGGUAUUCAAAGUGACCUUUGUGUUCUUGCUUCGAAGAAGCUCCCUUUGCAUUCCAGACUAGAAUCCUUUCUUGGAAGCCUUUCUUCUUUGUCAGGGAUUUGUCAAUCUAGUGAGCUUAGGUUGGGAAGAAGUGAUCGUACAAAAAGAGGUAAUGAUGGUUUCAAGAAACCCACUACUGAUGGUAGGGAUUUCACUGCACAAUCCAUUCCAUCGUGAGGGAACAUGCAACCUAGUAGCAUACUUAUAUAUAGCCAGUAAGAGGGCAUAAUUUCAAGCUAUAGGCCAAGGAUUGUGUGCAGUGCAAGAAGUCUGUUGGUGCAACAUAGGGCUAACAAGUGUCUGUACACUUGUUGCACGUGUUCCCACAUGUUUUUUGUUUAACUUACCCCAGUUUGAAACGGGAUGCAGUGAGGCGAGAGUACAGCAAGUUCUGUCCAGUCUACGGCAAUCUUUUGUCCAUUGUAUUCUUGCCACAUAGCAGUCAUAUACAAAGUGCUUUUUGGUUUCACAAACUUGUUUUCUCAACAUAGGUGCAAGGCAGUAUGCUCUCUUCAAACUUAAUGAUUUUAUCCACUUUAGGGCCAUCGAGAACAAUGAAUCGGUUGUUACAGCCAUUGGUAACUCGCAGUCUUGUCUCGACCUUUAUGCAGGGCAUUGGGGAGUGGCUUCAAUUUUCCGUGUAGUUUACAUCAUCAGCUGAGACUCCUCCUUAAAAAAUUUUUUUUGCAUCGUUGUACUCUGACAGUGUCUCGUUAAUGGUCUGCCGUAAUGUUUUAUGGCAGCAAUUUGGAACACACACAGACCAAGUGGCUCCCCUGACUUUUCCACUUUAUAUUUCGGUUGUUGGCUAAAAGGCCCUGAAGUCACCCUCGCCACUACACUGAAGAUGAUAGGUGCGCACUUUAUGCACGUAGGGGGAGGGGGGCUGAGAACAUACAAUCAUUGUGAGACCUCUGUGCUUGUGGUCACCUGUGUUUGCGGCUGUGUUUCUUGCCAAGUUUGUUUUCGUGCCAGAGAACUGUAAAAUACUCUUCAGGGUAGGUCUAAUUCUGUUGACCGCUUACGGGGGCCCACCGUGGUAUGCGCAUUUUGUAAUAGUUAAGUACAGUGAGUCAGAACAGUGAUCGAUGUCUGGUGCAUUUUAACUUGCAGAUAUUGUUGCUACCUGCUGAUCUGCAUUCUGAGAGUUCCUGUUUGCAUUCUUGAAUCUUUUAUAAAGCCUGUGGUGGCUACAGCUAAAGCUGAUGAGUUUGGGAAAUGUUUUUGUAAUCAAAAUGCAGUGACUGAAUGUACCAUUUGCAUCUGAGCAACACAAGGACUGUGACUGCACUUGCUUAUAUUGCGUGUAGCGUACAGCUGCCUUUGAUGCAAAAACUAAUUUUCUUGAAGAACUUCUGCUGUCUUUCAGCAGUUUAUUUAUGUACUGUUUAUGUGUUUGCAGCGUAAUUUUGCUUUAGAAUGACUUGCAAACAUAAACUCCAUGCUGUAGACAUAACCAGUCCAUUCACACAUUUGCAGCCUCUAAAGUGUGCACGAACCAUGCUUCACUACAUACAUGUGAACACUGCAGUAAAUCCCUGUGGUUCACCUCAUUCCCCAAGUUUUGACUAGCACAAAUGGCUGCUCUUAGACUUAUAUCAUGAUGGUGCUGUUAUCUUGCUUUUUGUGUGUCCAACAUUGCUGUGCGAGCAUUGUUUUAGACAUUUUAGCUUUUCUUUUUAUCAGAAAAAGAAUUACGAUGCUUUGUGUUUAGCAUAAUGACCACAUGUGCCAAAUUAGAAGUAAAAAAAAAAAUCUGCCUCUUGUGUGAUUACGGGAAAGAGAGUUGGUUUGCCAUUGUUAGCUGCAUACUUUGUUGGCUUAAUCUUAAUCUUCUGUUAAUCAAUACCUGCACUUGUUUCAUUUGUGUUGGCACUUGCCGCGUUAUCAAUUCGUGCAGUGGCUGGAGUCAUGUUGCGUCGGAGGCUGUUUGGUAAAGAAGUACUCAAUCUUGGCUUUUAGAAUUGGAAAUACUCUUUGGAUUGUGUUUAAUCCAAGGUAUUGAAGGAAAUGAAGUAAAAUAUGUGCCGAUAUCCAGUAGUUGCAUAUCUAGUUUGUCUUAAUGUGUUACAAACACACUGCAAUAAGGUGCCUGCUCUGUGAAUCUUGGGUUUCGACCCAAUAGCACCACCUGAUUUUUUUAUGCUGUGGUAUUAAGACAACGUUUAGGAUGGCCCUAAAGUACUGUUGGCUUGUUUGUUUUUCUCAUGUUGAUCCACAUUGUGGCAGCACACAAAUAUGGAAACUGCAUCUGGGCACGCUAGUGUUGGGUUAAAAACAUUGAAGAGGAUUGGUACUUUUCACGUAAUACAUGUACUGCAUCCCCUUUUUCUUUGCUUGUUUGCUCACAUGAAAGAUUUGGUUGCUGUUUUGUCUGCAAGCCAUUUAGAAUCCUUCGAGGCUAGGUCACCAAAGGACAAUGAACAUGGUUUUGUACAACGACAUGCGUUUAUAUUUUAUGUUGUAUGUGAUUUGUUUAAAAGGUGAUCUAUGCUUGUAAGGAGAAGUGAACUGCUUCUUGUUCUUUUGCUGUGACUGGUUACUAUAUUGAUGUGCUUUUACUUUUAAGGUAAGAUUGUUGCAUAUUCUGAAAUGUGCAAUGUUUCUGUUCUUGCGCAUGGUCACUUACCUUUUGUUGGGCUGGCUGGUCAGCUCAACACAAAACGACUACACCUUAAAAAAAUUUUACACCCUUUAGGAUUUAUCUUGUCGCACAGCAAUAAUGGCCAUCAAGCUUGCGUGCAAUUUGUUUAUUUAAUGCUCUGCAUCUUAUACUUUACCGUUGUGAAUGCUAUGGCGCUCUGAGAUGCACACGGCAUUCCUGACGAGAAAGUUCCUGCACAGCAUUGAAGGACGCAUGUGCACGUGAAAUUGAUGAGGAUCAUUUUUGUAGGACAGGAUAAACCCAAAUAGCGUAAAAAGUUUUUCAUGCUAACCAUUUAUCUUUUUCUUUUUAUUUGCAUUAAUAGAUAAUGCUCCUCUCUCCCUUCCCCCAUCUCCCCAAGGUCUUCAAUGCCUUUUGCUAGUCAUUCAGUUCUGACAAUUGCGGCAAACGUUUUUGUUUCUUAAGCCUGCUUUCUUAGCUGAAAGUGAUUCGUAAUUUCAUGACCUGGAUGUUUUCCUUCAUGUGGUUUUCUGGUCUGUGUAUCGGAAGUAGGAAAGUUGAAAGCACUGUAACAAGAACAAAUAACACAUGUGCCAUUUAAUUAUACACAAACUACUUGACGAGGUUUAGAAUUUCUAUCAGCCGUGUUCACAUCUACCUUUGUCAGUUAAUUGACUGCAUGGUACGUUCACUUUUCAAAAGUUUGUGUUCAGAAUGCCAAUUUGUCACAUUGUUGGUGGUUUUUGCUCCAAUAAAAUGUAUACAAGAAA
Dermacentor silvarum is the source of this 5568-nucleotide messenger RNA. RefSeq names its product protein shisa-5. The transcript is spliced from 5 exons. Lineage: Eukaryota; Metazoa; Arthropoda; Arachnida; Ixodida; Ixodidae. The record is from RefSeq and is a predicted model, not a curated record. The coding region runs from base 163 to 870 and encodes 235 amino acids.